Messenger RNA from Oppia nitens, 1720 nucleotides. Its product is annotated as myb-like protein I. The transcript is spliced from 3 exons. Gene Ontology annotation, cellular component: nucleus. The record is from RefSeq and is a predicted model, not a curated record. NCBI's taxonomy places the organism in Eukaryota, Metazoa, Arthropoda, Arachnida, Sarcoptiformes, Oppiidae. Bases 82 to 1647 code for a protein of 521 amino acids.
GGCAAUAGUUUACUGAAUGUAUGAAAUGUUUUGAUUAUUAUUAUUGAUGUAAAGUAAUAGUAAACUAAUUGGUAUUUUUCAAUGGAUCAGAUAAGGCCAGCAAUGGAUCAGAUCGAAGAAAUGGACAUCGAUGAUGAUGAUUGUGUUAUCAUUGAUGACGAUAAUGUGUCGUUGUUGUCGAAAAAACGGGCCAUCGAUGAGACCAACAACAACAACAACAACAACCGAACCCAAGUUAAAGUUAAAGACAAGUUACCGCCGUAUGAGUCGCUGAUCAGACACAUAGUUAAAGCCAAGAGACGUGUUGUACCAGACAAUCGCCGUCGGCAAUUGGUCUGCGUAUUGGACACCAAUGUAUUGUUGUCGCAUCUGAACCAAUUGAAACAAAUGAUUUGUCUAAUUGAAACCAAACGAUUACCUCAUAUGAGUCAAAUCAAGUCAUUUAUGAUACCAUGGGUUGUCGUACAAGAGUUGGAUGGCCUUAAAGGUGGUAACAAACACAACAACAACAACAACAACAAUAAGUCUGUUGUCAAUGUUAUCCACUUUAUUAACGAACAGCUGAACAAAACUAAUGGACUAAUUAAAGGCCAAAUCAAAUACAACAACAAAUCCUUAGCAAACCAAAAGCAUAGCAAACAUCAACUGAUUGAAGAAGAAACAAAUGACGAUAAAAUACUAAAUUAUUGUUUCGAAUUAAGAGACAAAUCAUUAUCAACACCAACAUCAUCACCACUGGAUGUAUUGCUCAUUACCAACGAUGUCAAUCUGUGCAAUAAAGCACUGAUCUAUGGUCUCAAAGUCAACAAAUGGAUAGAUUUUUGCGAUAAAUAUCGUCUGAAUAAUAAUACAUCGUUUCUUUCAGAUGAGUGGCGCAAAGAUAACGAUGUCGUCGACGCUUACGAAGAUAAUGCUAAAGAUAAUUGCGAAUCAAUUAGUAAACGUCUUAAAAGUGGUGAUAAUAAUCAAGUUGUUAUAAGUGGUGAUAAUAAAAAUAAUAAUAAAACAAAUCAAAUCUCCCGAAAACAAAAUCUAUUACAUARAUCUCAAGCAAAACACAUUCAAAGUCCAACUAAACGCAAGACAAUGACUGCAACAGCGAAGUCUUUAACAUCGAUGACAUCAAUGUUAAAGUCUAGAAUGAAAUCCAUUUAUAGCAAUAAACAACAACAACAACAACAGAAGCAGAAUACUGUGACCACCAAUAGUGACUGUAAGCCAUUAUCAUCACCGAUGACACAAUCACAAUCAACACCACCACCAUCAGUAACAUCAUCGCCAGCGUCGUCAUCAUCAUCAUUACCAUUAAAAUAUGACGAUUGGAUCAGAUAUCGUGACGAAUGUGAACAAUUGAUAUUGAAAUUUAUUAUCAAAACAUACAAACAGAUUUGGGGCGAAUCAGAUUGGAAACUGAUGCUCGAGUUGGACAUUGCAAACACAACACUGCGCGAUAUGAUUCGGGUAAUACGUAAGGAAUGGUUCGGCAAUUUUAGCGACCAAUUCAAUCGGAAUCCAUCAGUCAAACUGCUUAUCGAUAGAUUGCAUACCAGUCUCAACAAAUCCUAUGCUAAUUAUUCACUAUAUUUUAGUGAUUUAAAACAAUUUUGCCAAUUAUGUCAACAACAACUACAACAACAACAACAAUAACUAACACGAAGUUAUGAUGCGAUAAAAAUAUAUGCAUUUUAUUAUAUCCAUUAAGACUUGCCAUAAUUCAAGU